AGGUAUUUAAAAAGUCGAUUGUUGAUCGUAUUUAUGUGUGUGAGUGAAUUAUUAUUAUUUUAAUUUUUUGUCGCAUAAUUCACAAGUUCUUUAUAGAUUAGUGUUCAAUAAUAACAUAAAUAUUCAUUUCUUCAUGUUAUGUCGACCUUCAGAAAUGACCUUUAAACUUUAUAGUCAAUAGGAUCCAAAUGCGCAUGCGUAGAUUUAUCCGUCAAAUUUUGUUUGGCGCGCUGAUAACUAAGACCACUUGAUCACGAUGAAAUUACUUAUUUUAGUCGUACGGCAGAUACCAUAUAUAGCUCACGUUUCUAAUAAUCUCUGCACUAGCGUAAUCACUUACAACGAAAAUGUCUAGUGAAGAAUUAAAUAUCAAGAGAAAGAUGGCACGACAGAAUGGUAUUGUGCAACCUUUGUUGACUGAUCUGUAUCAAAUAACCAUGGCUUAUGCCUACUGGAAAUCUGGAAAAGUCAAUGAUGUGGCUGUAUUUGAUUUAUUUUUCCGCACAAAUCCUUUCCAAGGAGAAUUUACUAUUUUUGCCGGUCUAGAGGAGUGCUUGAAGUUUUUGGAAAACUUUCACUAUUCUGAUAGUGAUAUUGAAUAUUUGAAGCAAACUUUACCAGAAAAUAUAGAACCAGAAUUUUUUGCCUACUUGAAAGAUUUAACUUGCAAGGAUAUAAGAGUGAGUGCUAUUGAGGAAGGUUCGGUCGUAUUUCCAAGGGUGCCUUUAUUGAGAGUUGAAGGACCUUUAAUUGUAGCACAGCUGUUGGAAACGACUUUGUUAACUCUCGUCAACUUUGCAAGUUUGAUGGCAACGAACGCUGCACGAUAUAGAAUGGUUGCUGGAAAGAAUGUUUCUUUACUUGAGUUUGGUUUACGAAGAGCCCAAGGCCCAGACGGUGGAUUGUCAGCCUCAAAAUAUGCUUAUAUUGGGGGAUUUGAUGGCACAAGCAACGUAUUGGCGGGUAAAAUGUUCAAUAUCCCGGUGCGAGGCACGCACGCGCACUCGUUUGUGACGUCGUUCAGCACGCUGCAGGACUUGCACUCGGUGACGAUCCGACACGCACAGACGCAGGAGCCGAGCAACCUGCUCGAGCUGUCGCUAGAGUGGCGCAAGCGAGUGUCGGCCGUCAUAGAUAUCUCUCCGGAGGAAGCGAGCGACGGUGAACUAGCUGCCCUCAUAUCCUAUGCCCUAGCAUUCCCGUCGGGUUUCUUGGCUCUAGUGGAUACGUACGAUGUCAAGAGGUAUAAUUUUCAAGGCUUACCGUCACGACACAGGCAGCAUAAUAUGAAUGGGCAUUCUGGCUACAAUAGCAACUGUGGAACCAAUGGUACUAGAGUACUCAAAUCACCGACUAUACAUAGUCCAUAUGGAUAUAGCACGGUCGAACGCACACUGAGGAGUGGUCUGCUAAACUUCUGUGCUGUGGCCUUAGCGCUAAACGACUGUGGCUACAGAGCCGUGGGUAUCCGUAUCGACAGCGGUGAUCUGGCUUAUUUGUCUGUACUAGCACGGGAGACCUUCGAGAGCAUCGCCGAAGCUUUCAAACUGCCCUGGUUCUCUAAAUUAACCAUUGUAGCUUCGAACGACAUUAACGAGGAAACUAUAUUGAGCUUGAACGAACAAGGACACAAAAUCGACUGCUUCGGAAUUGGAACACAUCUAGUAACGUGUCAACGCCAGCCCGCCUUAGGCUGCGUUUACAAAUUAACAGAAAUUAAUGGACAGCCGCGCAUCAAACUGAGUCAAGAUGUUGGGAAAGUCACUAUACCUGGUCACAAAGAGGCUUACAGACUAUUCGGUGCGGAUGGUCACGCUCUGAUCGACUUGCUGCAGCGUUCAUCGGAGCCCGCCCCCGAGGUCGGACAAAAGGUGCUCUGUAGGCAUCCCUUCCAAGAGUCUAAACGCGCUUACGUCAUCCCCAGCAAAGUUGAACAUCUAUACAAGGUGUAUUGGAAGGAUGGCCUCAUUUACUCGAUGCCGAAACCAUUACACGAGGUGCGAGAGCGGGUACAAUCGUCACUAAGGACUCUGCGACAGGACAUCAAGAGGAAUUUGAACCCCACCCCUUACAAGGUGGCAGUCAGUGAUGACCUGUACAAUUUCAUCCAUGAUUUGUGGCUCCAGAAUGCACCUAUUGGAGAGUUAUCAUGAAAGGAACGUUAGUAUCCACCUUCUACUAAAAGAAGAAAAUCUUAAGAGCUUGGUAAACCUUGUCUAAGGAACACAACGAUAAUGUCACAAGCCUAUAGGCUUAUUUAUGAAAAUGUGACAAAAUAUAUAUAGUAUUUUAAAUACUGUCGUAUAUGUAGCAUACUUACUGUUAAUAAGGAAAACUUAAUUCAUCCUUAUUUAAGUACACAAUAUUUUUAUUGGAUUGUCUUCAUAAAAGAAGUUUAAACUUAAAUUAGGAUUAAAAUAGUUAACUUAUAUAUUGGCUAUUUUAAACUUGAUAACUUCAUUGUGGGAGACUUAAAAUAUUUGUUAUAUUCAAAAAUAUCUAAGAUAGAAAGACAUUUUAGUCUGGGAACAAUCAAUAGUAUAAUUUUAUAUUUACCUAUUCCAACUUGGUAUUUUUUAACAAUAUACAAUGGAUUCUUACACAUAUUUUGAUAAAUAGGCUUUGAAUAAUAAAUAUAGGCUUUCGCCUGAAUGAAAUAAAAAGCUUGAAGCUGAAACAAUAUUGCGUCAGCUUACGCUAUUCUUGCAAUGUUGAUGUGAAUUAUGGCCUAAAAUAUUAUAUAUCUGGUAUCGUACUAUAAUCUGCCACGUUAUAAUUUAUCCAGAUAGUAUGUGGCAGCCAGUUCGUUAUAAAUUAUGAUGUUGUACUAAUCAUUGCAACCAUUUCAAAUUCCAAGUUUAUUCCUGUACUAGUCAAAUAGAACAAUGUGUUUUUCGCUAAUUUUAAAGUAACAAAAAAAGUUUAGUUAUAUAUAAUUAUCAAAAUUAUUUAAAUUAAUGUUGCAUUCCUUCACUUUGAAUAUUGAAGCUUAAACCAAAGGAUUUAUGGCAGUUUCUUAUAUGUAGUACACUCGUGUCUUGUAAUCCCUUGCCAUUUGUAUAUGAAGUGUUCCAUUGAACUUAUGCAGUUAUAGUAUACCUAGUAAUCUUCAUUACAUUCGCAGAGUAAAUAUUAUUUAGAUAAAAUAUUGAAGUUGUAUGAAGUAGCUUUUAAAGGUUUAGUUAGUUUCGAAGAGAGAUACAGUAACAUUUUGUACAAAUUAUGUAUUUAUUACAAAACAUAGUGCAUUUAGUUCACCUUUAGGUAGAGAGUAGAUCGAAGGGACGUGAUAUUAGGUUAUUGAUUUUGUUGUUAUUGGUGGAGGAAAUUUGUUGUUGUGAUAAUAUAUAAAUUUUAUGAAAUAUGUUUAAUCUUAUAAAAAAAGUGUUAUCAACACAUAUAAAUAUCAUGGACCUUUCAGAACUGGUUUCUGGUUUUUAGUUAAUAUGUUUAGAAAACCCUGAAAUAGCUGUAUAGUUUUUGUAUACCUACUUAAAACAUGUGAAUAUUGACAAUUUAAAAUUGUCAGUUGAAGCUGGAUAAUGAUGUGUUCUAGGUUUUAGCUAGCAUUUGCAAAGGCAUGACAGAAAUAAUAACAGAAAAUAUGUAUAUCUUAUGGCUUUGUCACGUGCAAAUGAGUUUUAUAUUUAUACCUUCUGAAAAUAUAUGCAAUAUUAUAUAAUAACUUUUAAGAGUACCCCUAAAAUUGGUAAUGAACGUACAGCGUCGAUCGUCAUUACACCCACGUUGAAACAUGCGCAUUCAGUAAGAAUGGACUCUGAUAUUAUAAGAAUGGUAUUUAGUCUGGCACUAAUGCUGUUGAGUUUGCACAGAUUUCAGACCAAUCUAUGUAUGUAUGGACAUUUAUGAACAGCACUGUGCAUUUGGCAUUAAAAAAAUAGUAUAAAAGCGUUUUCUCCAAUUUCAUUUGAAUGUGUGACUGUGUGUACAACAUUUCAAUUAUUCUGUUGUAUAUUUACCCAGUAUGCAAACUUUACCUUUUAAAUAUGGUAAAAGUAACAGUCGUGUAAGUUUUAAACUAAGCCUAUUCUUGAAAUGUACUGUGCACUGUAAAGUGACUUUUUAUUGGAGAAUAACGAUUUUUAAGAAAUAAAUGAUACCACAGUUAUUAGUUGUGAACAUAUAAAGAAGAUACUUUAUUAAGCAAUGUAACUAAACUCGGUUUGAGAAUUAAUGCUCUGUAAAUAUUUCCGUAAAGUUUCUUGGCACUCCGUCCGUUUAAUAGAGGACAUUGGCUUACGAAGUAAAAAUAAUAGCGUCGCAUAAUCCAACUAAUUCAUUAAGUGUAGGGUGUUUUUGUGUACGGAAAUCCUUUAUGAAAACUUUUGUGAAUUUUAUGUAAGUAAUAUGAAUAUCCUUUUAAAAAUUUCGAGUAGUAAAAAAGAAAGUACAUUAUUUUAUGGGAAUGAUGUAUAGAAUAGUCAAGACACUGCAUGAACUUUUAAAUAAAUGUUCUGUGUAGGUUAGCACAAGCACUGGCCUGUUCACGGUGUUUUCUGUGCCUUUGAAAUUUGAAUAUAGCUAUUAUUAUAAGAAAAACACAGUUUUUUUAUUAUUUUGAAUGUAUUUUAGAAGGUUGCUUAUCUACAUAGUAAAACUUGGGUGAAAUUGAAUGAAUAAAUAACAUACUUUUGUAA
Molecule: messenger RNA, 4658 nt
Organism: Helicoverpa zea (corn earworm)
Lineage: Eukaryota; Metazoa; Arthropoda; Insecta; Lepidoptera; Noctuidae
Gene: Naprt
Product: nicotinate phosphoribosyltransferase
Exons: 11
Coding region: 348-2153 (601 amino acids)
Biological process (GO): NAD+ biosynthetic process
Molecular function (GO): nicotinate phosphoribosyltransferase activity
Source: RefSeq, a predicted model, not a curated record